AGGACCAGACCAGGACCCAGCAGGACUCACCAGGACCAGACCAGGACCCAGCAGGACUCACCAGGACCAAAACAGGACCCAGGAGGACCAGACCAGGACCCAGCAAGACCCAGCAGGACUGACCAGGACCAGAGCAGGACCCAGCAGGACUCACCAGGACCCAGCAGGACCCACCCCCUGCCCCCUGAUGUUUUCUCCCCAGAUUCGCCGGCUCCUGGCCCUGCUGGCCCCCGAGCGCGGGCGCUGGACGCUGGUGGGGGGGCUGAUGUCGGCUUCUGCCCUCGGUGAGGUGGCUGCCCCGUACUUCACGGGCCGUGUCACUGACCGGGUGACACAGGAGGACGCGACAGCGGCCGUGUGGCCCCUCGUGCUGGUGAGGCUCGGCAGUGCCAUCGCCGAGCUGGCGUGUGACGGCGCGGCGGCCGUGGCGCUGACGCGGGCGCGGGAGCGGCUGCAGCGGCGAGCGGUGGCCGCGGUGCUGCGCGGGGACGUGCCCGGGCCCGGGGGCCGCCUGGGGGACACGCCGGGCGCGGUGGCCGAGCGGGUGACAGGGGACGCCGGCGCGGCGCACUCGGCGCUGGCCGAUACGGUGGUGCCGUGGCUGUGGGAGCUGACACGGGCCGUGGCGCUGCUGGCCACGGUGGCCUGGCUGUCCCCGCUGCUGGGCUUGCUCACCCUCCUGGCACUGCCCCUCUUCCUGCUGCUGCCACGCGCCGUCGGAGCCAUCCAACGGGACCUGGCCCGGCAGGUGCGGGUGGCAGAGGCCAGCACCACUGCGGUGGCCCUGGAGUCACUGGGGGCCAUCGGGACCGUCCGAGCCUUUGGGCACGAGGCCGGUGUCACCGCCUGGGUCCGGCAGCGCCUCGCCCAGCAGCACCAGCUGGAGAAGAGGGAGGCACUGGCCUACGCAGCUGGGUGCUGGGCCAGCGGGUUCCCUGCACUGGCUCUGAAGCUGGCAGUGCUCCUCUUGGGUGGACACUUGGUGGCUGCAGGGACUGUCACCCCUGGGGAGCUGGUGGCCAUCCUCAUGUGCCAGCUACACUUCACCAGGGCUGUGGAGAGCGUGCUCCGGUACCUCCCGCACCUGGCCAAGGCUGUUGGAUCCUCUGAGACACUCCUGGAGCUGCUGGAGCAGGCCAGGACGGUGGCACCAGCAGGGCCACUGUCACCUGUCACCCCCCGGGGCCAUGAGGCCACAUGGACUCCAGGCCUGUGCCUCAAGGAUGUCUGGAUGUCAUACCCUGGGCGGCCCGAGCCAGUCCUCAAGGGGGUGUCGCUGUCGCUGCGCCCCGGGGAGGUCGUGGCCGUGCUGGCGCCCCCUGGCGGCGGGAAGAGCUCGCUGGUGGCGGCGGCGCUGGGGCUGCGCCCCCUGGCGGGCGGGGCGGUGCUGCUGGACGGGAUUCCCCUGAGCCCUCGCUCGGACCCCGCUCUGCGACAGCAGGUGGCUGGUGUCCCGCAGUGCCCGUCCCUCUUCUCUCGCUCCCUCAGCGCCAACAUCACGCUGGGCUGGGGACACAAGGAGGGGACACAGGUGAUGGCAGCGGCACAGCGGGUGGGGGUGCACACCUGGGCCACGCAGCUGCCCCGUGGCUACGACACAGAGGUGGGCCCGCGGGGGAUGCAGCUGUCAGGGGGACAGGCCCAGGGGGUGGCGCUGGCGCGGGCGCUGCUCAGGACCCCCCGAGUGCUGGUGCUGGAUGAGCCCACGCGGGCACUCGACCCCGUGAUCCGGCUGCAGGUGGAGCAGGAGCUGCUGCGUGCCGGCGGCGCCGGGCCGGGGGACGGGCCGGGGGACGGGCCGGCGGUGCUGCUGGUCACGGGGCGGCUGGCACUGGCCCAAAGGGCUCCCAGGGUGGCCCUGCUGGAGGGGGGCCGGCUGCGGGAGCUGGGGAGCCCCGAGGAGCUCAGGAGCCUCCCGUGGGGGACAGCGGGGGACACGGGCAGUGGGGAGGGGGACACGGGAGAUGGAGACUGA
Messenger RNA from Oenanthe melanoleuca, 1975 nucleotides. Its product is annotated as antigen peptide transporter 1-like. Gene Ontology annotation, molecular function: ABC-type oligopeptide transporter activity; ATP binding; ATP hydrolysis activity. Gene Ontology annotation, biological process: transmembrane transport. The record is from RefSeq and is a predicted model, not a curated record. The transcript has 11 exons. Gene Ontology annotation, cellular component: membrane. Lineage: Eukaryota; Metazoa; Chordata; Aves; Passeriformes; Muscicapidae. The coding region runs from base 188 to 1975 and encodes 595 amino acids.